This is a messenger RNA of Rhipicephalus microplus (southern cattle tick), 1549 nucleotides long. RefSeq lists its product as uncharacterized. Gene Ontology annotation, cellular component: Ctf18 RFC-like complex. Gene Ontology annotation, biological process: mitotic sister chromatid cohesion. Lineage: Eukaryota; Metazoa; Arthropoda; Arachnida; Ixodida; Ixodidae. The record is from RefSeq and is a predicted model, not a curated record.
ACAACAAUGGCGCUCCCCAUGUAGCCGGCCUGUCUCCAGGGUCGCGGACAUCGCCGUGCGACCACAAAAUUAUGCACCAUCAGCCUCUAGUCAACGUAGAAAUUAAUUUCUAGUCGGCCAUGGAAGAGUCGAGUGGCAAGACGGAAUCGCCACAAUCCGUCGAAUUGUGCCUCGCUUCGAACGGCGACACAUUCCUCGUCACUCGAGAUUCGAUCGCCGCUGUUGACAAGCUGUCCCUCAGACUGGACUGUGCACUUAGUUUGGAUCAAAGCACCAAGGACUCGGUAACACAUUUCUUGGCUGGCACCAACCCCUUCGAUGCGGUCGUCGAGGCGCGGAUAUCGGCUGCGGUAGACGAGCGGCUGUUCUGGAGCAUCAUUGUAGAGCUUUCGAGAUCUCACAAUUACCGUAGGCUUUGCCUCGACAAAUUUCGAAGAAUGUGUCAAAAGUGCCGGCGGACGAAACGUACGAUAAAAAGCCACCCGGUGACUGUAAGCGUUGUUGUGCGUCUUGUGCCAUGGAAACCUGUGAUGGACAGGUCUUGGGAAGCCAAGAUUGGCCGCUUAGUGGUAGAACAACUCGAAUUGGAAAACACAAUGGCCUGGUUGUCAACCCUUGGUGGAGCUUUCUCUGCACUCGGCGAUUACUGCUCCAGAUUUGCUGAGGCAGCAGGACAAGUCUCGGUGAAGCAGUUGAAACUGGCUCUGCGCAUUGGUGACCCAGUGACCGUGUGCCGGUGCCACGUCUACCUCGCUAUGAGUUUGCUGCAGAGGGGUUACUUUCGCUCAUGCCGUCGAAUGCUGAGACCAACAGUGCCUGGCAAUGCCAACAAGUCCAGCAUCCCCGAAUGGCGUAUUGUUGAGCUCCAGGGUGAUCUGAUGACAAAUGACGAAGGCAUGGCUGGCCAAUACAUCGGUGAUCUCCAUUACACCAAAGCGGGCAUUCCGGUGCUGCUUGUUGGCCACCACAUCUUGUAUGGGAAAGAGCAGGACGUGGAAAAACCAUUUCUCGUAAUUGAAAAGUCUGGCGGAAAAGAAGGGGAAACACGAGGCAUUACGAAGGAGUACCUCGUUCGCGGUGUCGUCACAAAAAAGGUCAUCUUUCGGUCUCGUCCUAAGCCCAUUGUCAGCAACGUACCGACGAAAGUCUGAAGAGAAGCUGCAAAGCUGUAGGUGUGCCAGGAUAAUCAUGAUGUGUUCCUGUGACUGUAGAUUCCUCCUUUUCUUCCGAGAUGUGCCCGCUGAACAACAUUGAAAGUUAGCAUUGUGCACCUAAGAAGUUGAAAGUGAUCGUGAAAACAUAAGGUUUAAUGAUAUGACGGUGCCUGUUUCAUUUACAUUGUUGCAGUGACUCUAAAAAAUGAUUAGCUGGAGUGUUCUUACAUUGUAUAUUAUUGCUCGCUGUUUGAUAAUGCUCUUCAAGUACUCUUAUUUCACCAUAAAAUGCUGCUGUUUUGUUGUCUAAUGCACAAACUAUGCCGUUAUGAACAUACACAUGCUUUAUUUGCUAGUUUUACAGACUAUAAAAAACCAUUGAAUAUUGUAAAUAA